Penicillium arizonense is the source of this 1311-nucleotide messenger RNA. RefSeq names its product putative lipoate--protein ligase. The transcript has 3 exons. NCBI's taxonomy places the organism in Eukaryota, Fungi, Ascomycota, Eurotiomycetes, Eurotiales, Aspergillaceae. Gene Ontology annotation, biological process: protein lipoylation. Gene Ontology annotation, cellular component: mitochondrion; cytoplasm. Gene Ontology annotation, molecular function: lipoyltransferase activity. The coding region runs from base 1 to 1311 and encodes 436 amino acids. The record is from RefSeq and is a predicted model, not a curated record.
AUGUUUCUGCGCUCGCGGGUGAGUGGCCUCAAGUAUGCCUGGGUUCGCCAUAAUUCCUCUGUCCCCGACCAAUUCGCCGAGCUCGUCCGUCGUCCCUCUUCUCUGCAUCAGAUCUACCAAUCACUAUCGACUGACCCCUACGUGAACCUCUCCAUCGAACACUUCCUCCUCGAGAAUGCCCCGGCAGAAUCAAGCAUCCUGUUCCUCUACGCCAAUCGACCCUGCGUAGUCAUAGGUCGCAACCAGAACCCAUGGCUCGAGACAGAUCUCCGCGCCCUUCACAAUGACCGCUGGAACGGCACGGCCGGGGACGAAGAAGCUGCAAUUUUCGUACGUCGGCGAUCGGGCGGUGGGGCCGUGUUCCAUGAUGCAGGAAAUCUAAACUACAGCGUCAUAUCUCCACGUACAUCCUUCACACGCGACAAGCAUGCGGAGAUGGUGGUGCGCGCACUCCAUCGCGUCGGGGCCAUCAAUACCCGUGUCAAUGGGCGACACGAUAUUGUCAUGGCCCGAGCGGAAGGCAUGGAAAAUGAUCCUAAUGAGCCAUUGGCACGCAAGAUCUCUGGGUCGGCGUUCAAGCUGACUCGACACCGAGCUCUCCAUCAUGGGACUUGCCUGCUCGAUUCCCCGAAUAUUCAUGAUCUGGGGCGGUAUCUGCGAUCGUCCGCGCGCGGGUACAUCCAGGCCAAGGGUGUUGAAAGCGUUCGGUCUCCUGUUGGCAAUGUGUCGGCUGCGUUUGCCGAUUCGUUCUUUUCCAUGCAAGGUGUGAUUGAGAGUGUGAUUGAGGAAUUUGCUCGGUUAUACGAGGUCCACCCUGAUGCAGUAAGACGCGCGCAGCGUGCUCAUGCUAAUGACCCCGAGAUUUUUGCUGGGGAUGGCUGGGUUGCGGGUACAGUGAGUGAAGUGCAGGGCGAACAGGAGCCUGACAUUAGCAAGGGAAUUGCUGAAUUGCGGUCUUUGGAUUGGAAGUAUACCCAAACACCGCAAUUCACUUUCUCGACAUACCCCAUCGAAGAGGACCCUCGCGAGCGGCCACCAUUGCCCUCCUCGCUUCCUUCAAGUACCCGCGCAUUCCUCCGCCUAAAACAUGGCGCAAUCAUUGAAAGCCACAUCUCCGUCUCAGCUGACGAGAGCACCGCAUCUGACCAAGCCAGUCGCAUCCAUACAUUACUGGAUGGACAAAAGUUACACGAAAUGACUCUGGCGCGGUGGUCCGAGGUCCUUCAAGAGGGUCUUGGUGAGACAGAAGGGAAAGAUGAGGCCCUAGUGAAAGAGCUAUCUCGAUUUCUGGGUGGACUAUUGGGCGGUUAA